Molecule: messenger RNA, 1081 nt
Organism: Helianthus annuus (common sunflower)
Lineage: Eukaryota; Viridiplantae; Streptophyta; Magnoliopsida; Asterales; Asteraceae
Exons: 2
Coding region: 212-808 (198 amino acids)
Source: RefSeq, a predicted model, not a curated record
GGCCUAAAAAGACCUCAUUCACCAUACUUCAUCCUUUGAUUUCAUUCAUAAUCUUUCAUCCCCCUAGAAUUCUUCACUGUUGGUUGAGGUGGCCGAACCCUUGAUCUACCCCGGCCGCCCCAGCACGCCAUACACAUCACUUGUUUAAUCGUGUAUUCGAAUACAUUCACAUCUCUAGAUCCACAUUAGACCGCGGACAUUGUUAUUAAACAUGACUUCAUCAACAUCAACAUCAGCAUCAUCGUCAUGGUCCUCCUCACCUUAUGAUUCCGAGACUGAGGACCUACAACUCAUAGAACGUGCACCCCCAUUUUGGAAGAACACGAAAAAAAUCCUUUCGAGACAACUCUCAAUGUUAGAGACAGAACGCGAGUUAGCAUGGGAAAAGAAACGCCAUCAAAUGCGCAUGCAAGGGCAAAAGAGGGACCUCACCAUUGAAGACCCUAAUGAAUUGUUUGAUGAGGAUCUCAAUGAGCUCAAGGGUUGCAUUGAGCUUGGUUUUGUCUUUAAUGAAGAGCAAGGUGGUCAAAGUCUAGCCAACACCUUCCCUGCCCUUGAUGCAUAUUUUGCUUUAAAUAGACUCACGAGCCCUACCAUAAGCCCGCGUAGCACGAGUUCAUCAAGAUCAAAAUUUGAUCGGUUUGGUUCAUCGUCAUCGAAAUCGUUAGAUGAAGGAAGUUUGUCACAAAUUAGUAGCGACGAUCCAUGGAAGAUUUGUAGCCCAGGAGAGAAUCCUCAACAAAUUAAGACAAAGUUGAGACAUUGGGCUCAACUAGUUGCUUGUUCGGUCAGGCAGUCUUCGUCCUGACAGGAAACUAGAGAAUGAUACAUACAUCGAAUUCAAGAUGUGAGACAUGGAAAGAUAGAAAACGUGAAUCAAGCAUUUCUAUAAAGAAGGCGGAACAGUGAAUUUGGUGUACACCAACGACCGGUGCAAAAAUGUUGCUCACCUGAGUUGUGUCGGGUUAGUAUUGAUGUGUACGUAUAUUUAGGAUCUUAGGGGGAUGCUAUACAUGAGAAGGACAUCAUAAAUAAUGUUAACAGUCACAAAGUGAGGAAUGUUAAAAAGCAAUAUGUGCAA